Ornithorhynchus anatinus (platypus) is the source of this 2201-nucleotide messenger RNA. RefSeq names its product V-type proton ATPase subunit S1-like. The coding region runs from base 1 to 1749 and encodes 582 amino acids. The transcript is spliced from 13 exons. The record is from RefSeq and is a predicted model, not a curated record. Gene Ontology annotation, cellular component: proton-transporting V-type ATPase complex. NCBI's taxonomy places the organism in Eukaryota, Metazoa, Chordata, Mammalia, Monotremata, Ornithorhynchidae.
AUGCCUCCCCCUCCCCCCCAUCCAGGGGCCCCUUUGCUCUUGGCACACCCGAGGGGAUAUAAGGCAGUGCGUGCUGGAGGAGGGUGCGGUGUGAUCUCUCCAAGUCCGCCGGCGGCCAAGGACUAUUCUGUGGGUUCCGGAAGGAAUCGCAAGAGUGAAUUCAGGAGCUUCCUUAAGAAACUGCUGAACAAGGACUCACUGUGGUCUCCCGCCAGCCCGAGCUCAAAGCUGAGAAAAUGGCCUUUCUGGUUCCAACCACUGCAGCUUCAGCCAGAAAAAUCCGACCUUUCUUCCCUCUUAACCCCACCCCUCAUAAUCUCCAACACUUUGCCAUCUCCACAGCCUGGUUCAGUCCUCAACUCUCCCUGCGAGGUCAUGGCAGGAUGUGGCUUGAAGUCCUUCGCCUCUCUGCUCAGCCUCCUCGGGGGACUGCUUCCAGCUAGUCAGGCAGCCGAUCAUGUCCCUUGGGUGCUCUGGUCGACCCAUAGCUCAUUAUGGCCUCUUCAGCCUGCAUUUCAUGAAGGUCAUAUUAUCUCAAAGCAGGAGCUACACGUGUUACUGAAACCAGCUAUUACCCAGCAUUCCCCAAAUCUUGUAUUAUUUCUUCAAGAUGAGCUCAGUAUAGAUGACCUCACAUAUUUCAGCAGUGACUGUAGAUCUGAGAGGUCACUCAGCAAUAUUCAGGAAAUUCUCUCAGCAUCAGCAUCAGCAUUAGUUUUACCUUCUGUGGACUCCAAAGCUAUCAGUCACGUGAUGGACCAUCUCCCCAAAAUAGCCGACUGGAAGCUAACACAUGUAGAGGACUUUAAUGUAUCUCACCUGGAGGUAGAUACCAGAAAGCCUAACUUAUUCAUAGUGACACUCCAGUCUGUCAAAAGACAAAGUGGCAAGUUUCCUACCCAGCCUUUCAUUGAGAAUGACAGAGUAAUUAGAAGACUGACCACUAUCUUGCAGAACCAAGGAGCUCCGUUUUCUGCUAUUUACACUGCAGUGAGAUCUUCAAGGAUUCUCAGACGGCCCAGUGCGAAAGUACAAUCAAGACGACAAUUAUUGGGGGUUGAAGCUGAGCAGAAGGUUCCAUAUCCUCCACUGAGCGUGACUGAUGGCAUAACAACCUGCAUCUUGUUUUUCGCCAGUAGACUCUCCCUGGUGAUGAACCACUCGCUCUGGGUGGAGCUCACCAACUUGACCUUCAUUUCUCAGAAAGUAAACUUGAACGCAUCUAUGUGUUCCACCAACCAAACCAUGUUGUCCUUGAAGUAUACAGAACCCACAAAGGGAGUCAACAGCCUGGAAAUACAAUUUAAAAUGACCAGCAAGUUCUACACAAGUUCUGGUCGCAAAUGGUUUACUUUAGAUUCGGUGGAGAUUUUACAGGACAAUAGAGAAGCUGCUCAGUUUAAGGCAUCAAUCAUCUCAGCUCCUGUGGAGUAUUCAUUUCACUGUCAGCUGGUGGGAACAAGUCCUCGCUAUGGUGCCUGGCUGAUUCCCUCCAAUAAUGAAGCAAGGAGCUGGGACAUUGUCAUUUCUGAAUUCCAAAUCCAAGCAUUUGGAGUCCAAAACAACGUGUUCUCAUAUGCCAGUGACUGCAGUGCUUUCUUCUCUCCUGGAAUUUGGAUGGGUCUAGGGGUAUCUAUUGUCUUCCUAUGGAUUCUGACAUAUGGAAUCCAUAUGAUCUUGCAGCUGACCAUCAGCAGUAGAUAUGACGACCCCAGAGAUACUCCACUGUCCGUUCCUCACGCAGAAUGAAUAACGAUUGAUUGACUGAUUGAAUGAAUGACAGAAUAUCCCUGCCUCAAUUCACAGUUACCUUUAGCUCUUUAGCAAUUCUCUAUAGCCAUCUCCUUCUUCAUCCUGAAUGGUAUCAUAGCAAAUCUAUAUUUUUUUCUAAUGGCUCGUUAGCAUAAUGAUGAGGAAAUGUUAGUCUCAAAUACAUUGAAGUCCAGGCAAUAAAAGCUUCCCUGAAAAAGUAAUCUUGCUCUCAUCAACAAUGAUAAUUCUGCCAGCUGUUACCUGCUAGUUAAUCACAGGCAGAGAUAAGGGCCAGAGGAAAAGUCAACCAUCCCCAAGACCCGAGACGGUCAUUAAAAUGACCAGCAGUGUCUGCCGGCAGAUUCAUUACCUCUAUUAGAAAAGCACAUUUUCAAGUUAUGCUCAAGGGCUCUCAUUUCAUGGAAAAUAAAAUGUUUAUUAAGAAAUUA